AUGUUGUCCGACUUUUUCUCUUUUGCUCUUGCUUGUAAUCUCAUUGUUAUCAUACCUUUCAGUGCAGCGACGGCAGACCCGUAUCCGAAGAUACUAGUCUAUGUGGUCAACAAGAAAAACAAUAGCACGAGAACCGAGACAAUUACCAAUACAGAGGUGGACUUGAAAGAUUAUACUCCUCUCUCAACCACGAAGACGACAUCAGUUGUCCUCCAAUUCGGUACCACCAGCAGAACCGAGAUAUUAACCUUCCCAUCGAUCCUCUACACGGAUUACCCGUCUAGCUACACCUUCUGUGGCACCCUUUUUAUAACAACUGCUGGGGUCGCAACAUGCCUGAAUUACCCGUGCGCCCAAGUCUCUGGGGAAUUCGACCCCUUCAAUAGUGACUCACCAGUCUUUGCCUUUCCGUCACAUCCACCCAUACCGGAUACUAUCCAAAAUAUAAGCGCAAGCUACCUAGCAUUGGAUCCCAGGGGCUCAACAUGGGAUGCUGUCUGGUCCUCCGACAGUGAUUAUGAGCCUCUGGUUAAACCGCUCAUGCCCGACAUGGGAGCUUGGAAUUGCUCACCAUACGGAACGUGGCCUGCUGCAGCCUCCGCUUUGAACACGGCGUUGUAUCUCACCGCAACAUCUACAUCCACCGAGGCCGGUGACGAGGCUGGCGUAACACCGGCGCCCAAAGCGAGUCCGCCGAAAGAAGCUCCCGACCCGGCAGCGGGCAAGGAACCAGCAAAAGUUGAGCCCCAAGCGGCGGAAGCGUCUCAGAUCGUUGCGAAUCCUUUCGGAGUUGGAAAACCAGCUGCCGUAGCAGAAAAGCCGACUCCUGCUCCGAGCCCCCCUUCUCCGCAAGAGGAGAACUCUGAUAUUGCUGCCCUUAUGCCAGUCUCAGGCCUCAACAACCAAGCCGCCACCGCCGUUCCAGCAGCCGCGGCUAAUGCUGUAGCGAACGUCGUCAUCAGUUCUACGAACGCCCAAGGUAGCAUCCUCGUCGCGACAUCCCAAGCACCUGGCGUAAUCGUCACAUCGACGAACGCUCAAGGCUCACAAGUUGUCACAACAAUACCUGUCGUCUCUCCGCAAGCCCUUGAUAAUACGCCGGAGCCCGCUCCGGUUGUUGUGAAUGGGCAUACCCUCACCACAGACUCACAGUCACACUACGUAAUCGCUGGCCAGAUCCUCUCAGCUGACACACCUCUCGUCCUCGGCUCUGGCGCCUCCACUACGCCCGUCAUACUGCAAACAUCAGGCAUCCACCCCGUGCUCGUUAUAGGCUCGAGCACCACAACACUGAAUCUGCCGACUUCGACUCCUACCACAACCACACCUCUAGCGAUUACGAUCGGCACGCAAACAAUAACAGCCAAUGCGCAGGGCCAAUAUCUCAUAGGCAGUCAAAUGCUAACGCCUGGUGGCGAGAUCGUCGUGGGUGGUACGACGGCGCCAGGAGGAACGGUUGCGGUAGGUGGGACUACGGUUUCGUUAGCGCCGAGCGCGACGCAAGCUGUGGUUGGGACGAGCACGGAGGGAUUGGCGCCUUAUAUAGUAGGCGGGCUGGGUACGGGACCAAACGGUACGGGGGCGGUACAGUUCUUGGGUGUCGCGGGGGCCAAAGUCAAGUGCUGGGGGUCGAGAUAUCUCGUUGGGAUGUUUGCUGGGGUCGCGGGAAUAUCAUGGUUGUUUUGA
This is a messenger RNA of Letharia lupina, 1686 nucleotides long. RefSeq lists its product as uncharacterized. The record is from RefSeq and is a predicted model, not a curated record. Bases 1 to 1686 code for a protein of 561 amino acids. The transcript is spliced from 3 exons. Lineage: Eukaryota; Fungi; Ascomycota; Lecanoromycetes; Lecanorales; Parmeliaceae.